CGUGGCAAGUUCAGACAGCAGGGAGAGUUUCGCCAACAAAAAUACCAGGCCGUAAUACAAAUACAAACAGCAAAAUAAUAAAAAUUAUACACAAAAAAAAGUAUGAAUAAUAAAAAAGGCAAAUAAAAAGCAACAAAGUGGAGCGCAACCCAUAAGCAAAUCAUCGCCGAGCCACUCGAACACGUUGCCGCCGUUGCUGUCGCUGUCUCUUUCGCCAAGUGCGUUCGCUGUGCUCUCUCUCUGUCGCGUCGCGUAACGUAAGCGUAUUACAAAACAAACGCCAACGUAAUCAAAGAAAUAAAUAAAAUCAAAUCAAAUAAAAUAGAGGCGCUCGCUCGCUCGCGUGUUUCCACAGUGUGAAUAAAUGAAAUAAAUAAGUUAGUCACAAAAUAUAUAAAAAAAAGGGGCUCCAAGUGCAGCCCCCCAAAUUGCCGCACACCCUUUCAGCGAAAGAAAAAAUACAAAUUAACCCGUGUGUGCGGCGGGGUUACGUAAAGCCGACGGACAAGCGCCGUUCCAAGUUCUUACAAAACAAGAAAAAAAAAUAAUAUCAAACACCACAUAACACGAGUGAAUAAUUCGAUUUUUUCGCACGCGUGUGGCUAUAAAUUUUUGGCAAACAAAAAUAUAUACAACAACAAAUGUUUUAAAAAAAUUGCAAGAGGGAUUAUUUCGUGCUUGUGUGUGUGAGUGUGUGUGUGUGGUUCUUGAGCAACAGUACGCGCCGCACCCCCCGCGAAAAACCGCCCCUUUUUUGGGGAAAAACAAGGAGGCGCGGUUCAACAGCGACAGAUGCCUUGCUGCUGCUGCUGCUGCUUCAACUGCUGCUGUUGUCAAAACUUCUUCUUCAGUUCAACUAAAACAGGCAAAAGCAGAGCACGCAAGAGAUUAAUUGAUGGCAAAUGAAGUGGUGAAAUAUAUCAAUUAAAUUCAAUAAAUCAAGAAUCAAGCAUCAAGUGAACAAAGUGAAAGGUGUCGUGUAGUGUAGUGUCGUGAUGAGGGAUAUAGAUAUUGUAUCUGCCAGAUAGAUUAACCCAACUGUUGCAUACGUGACUGCAGGCAGCUACGAAAAUAAAUAAAUAAAUCAUAAAAAACAAAUCGCGCGGCAUACGAUCGCUUCGGAUAUAGCCAUCCAUAUAGUCAUCCAGUGAUGCCUCUGUCGCAGGGCUAUUGCCUGAAGCCCUCGCUGCGGGCGAUGAAGGUGCUCCGCCAGCAGGAGCAGCAGGAUCAGGGUCACCACAUGCCGCCCAGCAGCCACCCGCUACAGUGUUACCUGCCCCACAACGACAGCCAGAACUCGCUGCACUACCUGCUCGCCGAAUCCUUCGCCAAGGUGGGCAGUCUACCAGAAGCCUUCGAUGUCUACGAGUUGAUAGCCAGCCGUCAGUUCGAUGGCCAUGUGCCGCUCGACAAACUCAACACACUGGCCAGUGCGCUGACCACGCACAUCCGGCAAAUGGGCGGCAUUGCCACGCCCACACCCACGCCAACGCCCACACCAAUGUCCGCGGGUGUGAAGAGCCCCAGAAUAUCGGACAGAGUGGACAUGAUGCCCUGGUCACGAUACCAUCACCAGGGCAAGCAGAGUCAGGCGGAGCAAGGGGAAUUCCUGCGAGGAGUGGGUGAAUCCAUGGAUGAAGCGGGCGGCGGUCCCCUGGACUUGCACUCACCCACGCGAGAACUACGAGUGCCGAGUCCACUGCAGGACUUGGAGGACUUCGAUCCGCUGAUGUGUCCGCUGUGCGGCGAUAUCCUGCGCUGUCCGGUGACCACCAAUUGUGGCCACACCUUUUGCCGGCAAUGCUGCGAGACGAUCACGCAGUGCAACAUCUGCCAGGUGCGAUUUCCCCGCAUCCAGGCAUCCUCGCCAGCUGUUCCUCCAGUCUGCGCCCUUACCACCACCACAGCGAGUGGUGCGCCAUCCAGCGGCCUCUUCACAGCACCCUCCAACCACAAUGCGAACCUCAGCCUGAUCAGCUUUCCCGUGGGCUAUGGCGUCCAGCUGGCGUCCAGCGUCCACCGCUUGGCCGCACCACCCAUGACAGUGACCACCACCACGGUGGCAUCCACAACGGCCACGGCCACCACCACCAUGGCGUCCACAUCGGCGGCAGCUGCCCUCGGCCUCAGUGCGUAUCCCGCGGCACACGGCGGCGGAGGCAGUGGCUCCACGGCCAUGAAGUUCAUGCCGGACGUGCUGGUGCGCAGGCUGGUGGAGAAGUGGUGGGGUCCCGAUCUGCAGGCCAAGAAGAUCAGCGAGAAGGCCAGCAGCUGCAUGCACCUCAAUCUGCUCGACGACGCGCUCAAGUUCUGCAAUGCCAGCUUGGAGAAAGCGCCAGCAAAUUUCAAGAGUCUCUGCCUGCGUGCCGAAGUUCUUCUAAAAUUGAGCCAUUAUCAAAGUUCUCUGGCGGACAUCGAGAAUGCACUGAGAACCCGCUGCACUUCACCCAAGGCCCACUACCUGCGGGCCUUGGCCUUGAGCGGUCUUGGCCGAUUGGAGGAGGCUUUGUACAACGGCUUUUUGGCCAUUUGCCUUGAUAAGAAAACCAAUCUCAGCAACUCGGAAAUAUUUCAACAUGAUCUCGCCAAGAUUCUCCAACGUCUCCUGGCCCAAUUGCCCAAGAAUCGUAGCUCGAUGAGCAGCGCAACGCCACCAGUUUUCCAGCAGCAGCACCGCAACUUUGCCACCUCGCGCGCCCCAUAUCCUCUACUUUGGGAGCAGGUGAGGAGGCGGAGGAAACAGCAGAGCCACCACCACCACCAUCAUCAUCACCACCAUCACCAUGUGCACUUGGACGAUGUGGAGGAUGAGUUCGGCCACUACGACAACUACAUAAUGGCUGGCGAUGACAUGGAGGAGGAGGUGGAAGUGGAGGUGGACGGCGGGGAGCCGGGAUCCCUGCACUUGGAUGGCGACUUCCUGUUCCCCAGUGACCUGGACUUUAUGGAUCACCAUCACCAUCUGCGGCACGUCUUCGAGCAGAAGCAGUUCGAUCUGCAGCCCCGUCGCCAUGCGAACCGGAAGCACUGCAAGCGGAAAUGGUCGAUGGCCAUGGAGCCCAUGGGUGGCAUGGUCCUCGAGGAGGAUGUGGGUGUGGAGCGGGCGCAGGCGGCUGGCGAGAGUCGGCGGUGCAGUCGACUAUUCGCCGGUGUAUUGGAUCGCACGCAGCAGGAACUGCAGCGACUGAAAAAACUGGACAAGUCGGCUCCAUCGCUGGCGAUGAGCUCGGUGGCCGGGCAGCUGAUCGACGCCAGCGACUUUGACUGCGUGGUGUGCAGCCGGACUCUUUGGAAGCCGGUGGUGACCCCGUGCGGACACACGUACUGCCUGGUAUGCUUGGAUCGUUGCAUGGAUUACAACUCCCCGUGUCCAUUGUGCAUGUCACCACUUGUGGAGUUCAAUGUCAAUGCCAGUGCCAGUGCCAGUGCCAGUCAGCAUCCGAAUCCGAAUCAGAAUCCGAAUCAGAAUCCGAAUCAGAUCCACCUGCAUACGGGCUCAUCCUCGCCAGUUCCAUUUGCGCUGGCCAAGCGGCCAGUGACAAAGUUCCUAGAAGCCGCAAUGAAACGAUUCAUUCCAGACCACUACGAGGCGCGAUUCCGCCAGGAGAUUGACCAGGAGCCCUCGGUGCCAGUGUUCAUCUGCACGGCAGCCUUUCCGGCAGUGCCAUGUCCCCUGUUCGUGUGCGAGCCCAGAUACCGACUGAUGGUGCGGAGAGCCGUUGAGUCCGGCGACAAGACAUUCGGCAUCGUGCAGCCGAAUGGCGGCAAGUCGCGCUACUACGAUGUGGGCACCAUCCUGGACAUCCGGGACUGCGUGCAGCUGGGCGAUGGCUGCUCCAUUCUGAGUACCAUCGGCUGCAAGCGGUUCAAGAUCCUGGCGCGCAACGAAAAGGAUGGCUAUGAAACGGCCAAGGUGGAGUACAUCUGCGACGAGCCCAUUGCCGAUGAGCAGGUGAAGAUCCUCGCGGGAAUGCAGGGCGUGGUGCUGGCCAAGGCCAGUGGAUGGUUCGAAAGCCUGAGCACCGAGCAGAAGCACGAGAUCCUGCAGAGCUUUGGCCAGAUGCCGCCACUGGAGCCAAACUGGGAGCUGAUCAGCGAUGGACCGGCGUGGGCGUGGUGGAUUAUAGCCCUGCUGCCCCUCUCCCAGCAACUAAAGGUGGACAUACUGGCCACUACCUCGCUGGAGAAGCGGCUGCGUGCCAUCGACAAGACGUUGGACUGGCUGCACGACCUGAGCCACCCACAGCAGCCGGCGCACCACCCAAUGAACCACCACCAGCAGGCGCCACAGUCGCCGCAGCAGGCACAUCAUCUCGAUCUCGACUGCGAGGAGCAGGAGGCGGCUUCUUCCGGUUCCGAUGAGUGUUGCCUCUUUGCGGAAACCGGAAGUGAGCCGCACACGGACGAGGAGCUGCUCCUCUAAACCGAUGAUCAUCGGCAAAAUGAUAAAAUACAAGAAAAUAGAGAGAAAUUAAAAGUCAGAUAUCUGCGAGGAAACACUCUUUUGUAAAUUCUGUGUCUAAGCCAUUUCGUUUGUAAUCGAACGUUACAUGUUAAUCCUAGGGGCCAAAACCGAAAGCGAAGCAACCUUAGCAGAACCAAAAUUAUCACUAGAUCAGCAACAUAAUCCUUAGCUCUAGCCAUAACUGUCGAGUGUGUAAUGUGUAUUGUAUAGUAAAUGUGUGUGUAAACAACUAGAGAGCAAACCAGAGAUAUUUGUUUAAAGUCCAAACAAAAGUUGCAAGAAGAGAAACCCUAAAACCCUAUAACCCUAAAACCCUACAACACCAGUGAAACAAUCAAAUCAUGCUUUUGGCUGAAGCCCAUGCCCAAGUACCCAUGAAUGCUAACUUAAUAUCCCUAGAUCGACUACAACCACAUUCCACAAAACUUGAAAAUACGUUUGCCAUAGCAGAAGGAGCAAAAGGAAAGAAAAUAAACAAGAAAUUAAAUAUACAAAAUCUCUAAGAAGCAAAACUCAUGGUUUCUACAAACAACAUACACAAAUUUUUGACCAUUAAACAAUUUUAAAAGUACUAAUAAAAAAUACCAAGUCAAAGGCCAAUAAACGUACACCUAGAAGGAAUAUAAAACAAACAAGUCGGAUAGGAAAAAAGUUCAACUUCUCUUCAUUUACUUUGUAUAAAGCGGCUGGAACUCUAAGACAAUCUGCAAUAUUUUUUUGAUAUACCUAAACGAAACUAAAUACUAUAUAUACAAGUGUAAUUAGACGAAAACUGAACUAGUAACUUGUUAUGAAGCAAGUGACCGAGAGAGCUAAUGUGUUAAGAAAUUUAAAAUUUCCUUUCAGUUGAUUCAAUCUAAUACCCUUUCACUACGUAUGUACACACUCUGGACUCUGACCCUCUCUAUAACACCCCUACUCUCUCUUGAUUAUGCUUAGGCUAACUAAAUGAUAUGCUCACCUAUAUAAACCUAUAUAUAAAAUGCUAAAUGCUAAAUGCAAAAUGCUUAUUUCUGUAUUCGUAUCUGUAUCUUCAGCCCGCAUUCCUAUUGAAGAGAUAACUUUGAUAUAUCUUUGAAACAUUAGCUAAAACAUCUUUGUCUUUGUCUUUGUCUUUGACUUUGAUUUCUUCUACUUCUAAGCCGCAUACUCAUUUUGUUUAUUCUUUUUAAUCGUUCGAACUCUCCCUAUAAAGCAAAUCAAUUUUAAAAACAAAAAUUUGCUUUAUCAGUCGGCACACAUUUGUCUUUGUAAAUAUCUUUUAACGGAUAAUCCAUAAAUUAUAUGUACAUUUGCUACGCUAGCUAUAGAACACGAAUUUAAUUUUCAGCUUCAACACAAAAUGAAUAAAUCAACAAAUUUUUGUCAACUAAAUAUU
Messenger RNA from Drosophila teissieri, 5843 nucleotides. RefSeq lists its product as uncharacterized. The transcript is spliced from 7 exons. NCBI's taxonomy places the organism in Eukaryota, Metazoa, Arthropoda, Insecta, Diptera, Drosophilidae. Gene Ontology annotation, molecular function: protein binding. Bases 1151 to 4423 code for a protein of 1090 amino acids. The record is from RefSeq and is a predicted model, not a curated record.